GAUUAUCGUGACAACGGCAGCUAUGGUCCUAACGCUACAAGACCCUGGUUUGUCCCUUCUGCCUCGCCCUCGUCGCCCUCAACCCGACACUCCAUAACUCCUCUGGGAAACUGUCUGUCGGCGACGAUUAUGCCCACUGGCCCUAAAGCGUGCGCAGAAUUGCGUGCCUGAUGUUCCCUCAUCCGCCUGCCUCCAAACUCAGGUAAGGCUGCCCAGCUGGGGGACAAGGCACACCACCCGCCGAAGCCCCCGCCAAGACCAGUUGGUUCGGGCUGCAUACAAACUCAGAAGUCUGAGCGCGUACAACUCGUACGGGGAUGGAUUACCUUCUAUAACUACCUCGUCGCGCUGUCCGCUCAUCCCAUUGUCAUUGUCGACCUCUUACAACCGUAAAGCUCUCAGCUACACCACCCUUUCGCUCACCAUCAUCACGCAUAUAUAUAUAACUAUAGGUUUAUUUACCCAAAAUUAUGGCAUCACACAAUAGUCCGGACCCUUUAGGUCCUCCCAGGACAGAAUAUCUUGUUGCUGUGCUUUCUGGCUUGUGGGAUCUUGCCCGCCAUGGUAUCCAGCGACAAGGUUUAUGGUCUGGUAGUGCUUCAACCCUCGACCCUGACGAUUUAAACUCAACAUCUUUCAACAACGAAGCUCCAACAGCUGUAGACAGCACACCUGUAUUCCCCUCCCCAACCCAAACCAAUACCCCAUUGACCGCAGAACCCCCCGAAUACACCAACACCAGCUUCACCAUCGACAAUCUCCUCCGCCACGCCGCCAACCUACCCCUAACAACACCCACCACCCAGGGCUUCAUCUACAUCCUCACCGCCACCCACAACAACACCCCCCUAGUCAAGAUCGGCUACACCUCCAAAGCCGUCGACACCCGCCUCACCGCCAUGCAACGGUCGUGCCCAAGCCUACAGAUCGAAGCAGCAGCCCUACCCUCCCCCCUUUUCACCUCCACCACCACCUCCUCCCCUCCCCCCUCCCACAACGACAACAACAACCAACCCAGCAACCGCCUCAACAACAACAACAACAACCACGCCCUCCCCUCCCACCACGCCCACCACGUCGAAAAGCUCGCCCACGCCGAGCUCCGCCCAGCCCGCUACGCCUUCCGCUGCCCCGACUGUAGCCGCCGCCACCGGGAGUUCUUUGCCGUAGAUUCCGAGACGGCCUAUCGUAUCGUAGCGCGCUGGGUGCGGUUUUGUAGGGGGGGUGUUGUGCCUUGGGAGAGUAUUAGCCCUCCCAUCGCGGGAGUGGGACCAGUGGGUAGUGGUGCUGUGCUGACGGCGCCGUGGCGGGCGAGGUUGGAUGGGUAUGCUGGUUUGUUUCUGGAGGAGGCUGCGGUGGCGGUGGGGAGGGAGGGGUCCAUUGAGAAGGGGAUGGCGUUGUGGGAUGGGUUUGUGGAUGCUGGGGUUGGGGCGUGGGUUUGGCAUGACGCGCGCCGGGGUUGGGGCGUAUUGUCGCGGUCUUGGCUGUGGGCGGUGGUUGUGGCUCUGGCGAUGGGUGGUGCUGUUUGGUGUCGGUCGGUUGGUUUCGCUGCGCUGGCGUGGGCGAUGCUGGGCUUGCUCGUCGUGCUGCUUGCGCUGACGGUGUUGGCUUUGCCGACGGGGCCUACGUAUGGGCGGCCGGCGCUGUGCGAGGGGCUGCUGUGGCUGACUACGGUGGUUUUGUUGAUGGGCCUCGUGGGCGUCUGUCUGUAUCUGGGCUUGGAGUGGUGGGCGUGGGUGCUGACGUGGAUGCUAGUGGAUGUUUUUAUGUGCAUGGUUUUGGUGCUUAUGGAAUUCCGGUGUGUGGCGGCUGAGUAUCUGGGCCUCGAGCCCCUCCCGAGUGGUGUCCUUGCUGGUCUGCUGAUGAUUGUGGUGAUGAGCUGACGACAUGGUAGUGAUGGGAAUCGGCGAAGCUAUCUCGGUUUG
Messenger RNA from Chaetomium fimeti, 1925 nucleotides. RefSeq names its product T5orf172 domain-containing protein. The transcript has a single exon. The record is from RefSeq and is a predicted model, not a curated record. The coding region runs from base 471 to 1883 and encodes 470 amino acids. NCBI's taxonomy places the organism in Eukaryota, Fungi, Ascomycota, Sordariomycetes, Sordariales, Chaetomiaceae.